AUGGCGGAGAAGUUUGAGCGGGCGGAGAAUGGCGGAAGGGGUGAUGCGGCAUUGAGGGACGAAUCUGCCGGUGCGGGGAGGGACUUUUCGAGUGGGGGGGGAACAGCGGAGAGAGCGGGGAGAGGAGGCGGCGGGGGGUGCGGGGAGUCGGGGGAAGAGGAGGGCAUGUAUGCGGUCGUGCGGCUGAUGCGGCGGCGGUUGGGGGAGGAGAAGGAGCGGCGCGAGGCGGCGGAGCGCGAGAAGGAGGUGUGGGAGCGGCGGUGGGAGGAGGCGGAGAAGGAGGCGCGGCGGUGGCGGCGGAAAGUGCAGCGCGCGGAGGAGUUGGCGGAGGCGAUGAGCGCGGAGAGGGGAAGACUGGCGGGCGACCUCAUGCGCGCGCUGGAGCAGGCGGAGCGCGCAGUGGCGGCAGUGGCGCAGGCGGAGGAGGACCGCGCGCACCUGGAAGUCGCGGCGGGGGAGGCGGAGAAAGAGCUCCGCCUUCUCCGCGCGCAAUGCUCGCAGCUCAAAUCCGACCUGCGCCAGACGCGCGCCGUCCCCCCCGCGCCCCCGUCCUCCACCACCUCCUCCUCCUGCUCCUUCCCCUCCUCCUCCUUCUCCUCCUCCUCCUCCUCUACCUCCUCUCACUCCUGCAACGCAAGCUCCCGUUCAAUGCGCUCCUCUCAAUCCCAUCGCAAGCAGCAUCUCCCCACAUCCACCCCUCCUUUGGUCCGCUGGAGCAGCCUCGGAAGCCGCCUCCCCGCUCUCCCCUCCUCCACCCUUCCCUCCUCUUCCUCCUCCUCCUCAUCCUCGUCCUCCGCGUGCCUCCCCCAACCCCCUGUGAAAUCCUCAGCCUUCCCGGUCUCUCUUACAGAGCCGCCUCUCUCGGCUGCUGCUUUUCCAGGCAAUCAGGGCAGCAGUAAGGGGACGGAUACCCGCGAGUGUUGUUGCGUGUGUGGCGCGGAGGCUGGGCGGGAGGAUGUUCAGCUGGCUUUAAGAGGUGUGCGGCGGGAGAAGCAGGCUCUGCAGCAGCGCAUAUACGAGCUUCAGCAGAAGCUUAUCGAUCAACAGGCCGUUGUGAGCAAACAGGAGGAACGGCUAGCGAGAGCCGAGAGGGAGCGCGAGGAGUGGCGGGAGCAGGCCGGGGAGGUGGAGAGGGGCCGAGAGCGGUGCGUGCAGGUGCUGCGGGAGGAGCAGCAGGCGGUGCAGCAGCGGCUGGCUGUUGCAGAGGAGAAGCGGGUUGUAGCAGAGGCGGCGGCAAGGCAGGCAGAGGGGAGGGUAGUGAUGCUCGCAAGACAAGUGGCGGGAAUGGCAGCAGCUGCAGCGGCUGCUGGUGCUGGUGGUGCUGGUGGUGGUGGUGGUGGUGGUGGUGGGGGAAGAGGGGGCGGUAGUGGGGGGAUGGCUAGUUCUGGUGCUGGGAAGUGGGAGGCGCAGGGGGGAGGGAGGAGCGAGAGGGGCGCGAGGGAAGGGGCUGGGUUGGGCGAGGGGGAGAGGAUGGGGGGGGAUCAGGAGGGAGGGAUGGGGGGCUGGCAGCGGCAGGGACAGCAGGGGCAGCAGGGGCAGGAGAGGGUUGGUCAAGGGGACGGUCAGUUGGGGCCGCGUUCAACUACAAUGGAUGUGCACAGGAGGUGUGUGUGUGUGAGGAGAGGGAGGGUGGGGUGUGUGGGGUGGAAAGGGGAAACGGGAGUGUGCGGGGGUCGGGUCGGGAGUGUGGGGAGGGGAGGAGGAAGGGGAAUGGGAGUGUGGGGGAACGGGAGUGUGGGUGAACGGUUGUGUUGCGUGCCUCACGUGGGAUAUGCAGUGGUGUCUCUUGAGACCCUCUCUCCCGCCCCUUCCCCCGUUCCUUCCCCCGAGCGCCCCCCUGAUCGACCCAAGAGUUUGCUUACGGGUAGCCGCAGCAGCAACGGCAGGAGGGCUGGGGGGGAUGGUAGGGCGGCUGUUGCAGGGGCCGGGGCGAGGGCGGUGAGAGGGGGGGUUUGGGCAGCGGCAGGGGCUGGGGCAGGGGCAGGGGCAGGAGCGGGAGCGGGAGGGGGAGCAGGAGGGGUAGGGAGGGAUUUGAGUGCGUCUGGGGGGAUUCGGGAAGGGGAAAGGGAGGGGGCUGAUUGCUCUUCGCUGGUAGAAGCACCAUCGCUGUCACUAUCGGAAGGGGCAGGAGCAGCAGCAGCAGCAGCAGCAGCAGCAGCAGCAGCAGCAGCAGCUAGAGCAGCAGGAGGGGGAGGAGGAGUCAUGACAGGCAGUGGCAGGUUGGCUUCUGCUUGUGGCACCCCUGCUGUUGCUUCUUCUUCUUCUUCUGCUGCUGCUGCUUCUGCUACCGCUGCCGCUGCUGCUGCUGCUGCUGCGUUUGCCGCUAGUCUCACCCUGGGUGAGGAAGGAGCAGGUAGUGUAGCAGGUGCUGGUAUGGGAGUGGGCUUGCUAGGCCAGGCAGAGGUUUGGCAACGAGGGGGGUUGGGAGAGGCCGCACCAGCAGGCUCGGAUGGGCUGGGAUUAGGGUUGGAUGACAUGCUCUUGCAGCUUCGGGGAGGGGAAGCAGGUUUGGGCAGCAGGAGCAUGGGGAGGGGGGGUGUUGGAAUGGAGGGGAAUGUUCGGUAUUUCUCUCAAGGAAUGUGCAAUGGGGGAUUGUUUCAGGGGCAGGGGCAGCAGGCGGGGGGUUGGGAAGGGGAGGUGGGUGGUGAAGGGAUGGAGUUCGGGGGGCGUGGUGGGGAGAUGUGGGUCGGGGACAGGGACCCGUAUAGGAGCAUGCACGUGGGCUCACAAUUUGGGCCUUCUCUUCUGGCUGCUGCGAUGCAUCAUAGCUCGCCGGGGCAGUUUGUAAAUGCGUACGAAUAUGUUAUGCCAAACUAG
Molecule: messenger RNA, 2817 nt
Organism: Closterium sp. Naga37s-1
Lineage: Eukaryota; Viridiplantae; Streptophyta; Zygnematophyceae; Desmidiales; Closteriaceae
Source: the annotation of a GenBank genome assembly